This is a messenger RNA of Cladocopium goreaui, 810 nucleotides long. The record is from the annotation of a GenBank genome assembly. Lineage: Eukaryota; Dinophyceae; Suessiales; Symbiodiniaceae.
AUGACAUUGCUACAUGGCACGCCAAAGAUCACCUGCAAGCAAGCCUGUGACGGGCUCCGCAGUUCCAGGGACAAAGGCCGCAAAGCGCUGCCUAAAACCAAUUGGAUGGCCGUCAUGACCAGUGCCUGCAAGGAAUGCCCGAUCCUCCAGCUGAGCGGUGAUGAGCUGCACGUGGCCAGAAUUCCAGAUGAUGCUGGCCUCCGUGUCCAGUACCACAACCAUUUGAUGACAUUGUGCGGCCUCACGCUGCGUGAGCUGGUGGGUUCCAUGACGCAGGCAGUGGAGAAAGCAAAGCAAGCUGCUGUCAAACAUGCUGCGAAGCGCCGCAAGAAGGGGGAGAAUCAUGACAUGAAAGUGGUCAAGCACCGCGUGCGAGGUGACUCUGAAGGUUCUGUGAGCAAGGCUUUGCUGGAAGAGUACUUCAACAGGGCCGGUCGGGCACGGCAGAAGCGGAAAAAAAGCCGCCUGCAACCAUUACCAGCUGAAGCCGAAGACGAAGGCAGCUUGCCAACUUUACUCCUUCCGGACUCCUCGCCGGAAGAUUUGCAAGCAGUCACGUGCGCCACACACAAAGAAGACAGAUCUGAUGUGAUGUUGGCAAAAACAGCUGGAAUUCUCUGUGUCUGUCUCUCCUCGGGAAUCAUCAUGCUCAUGCAAGAGGUUUGCGGGAGCGAAUCCUUGCCUCAAAGGUAUUUCUGUCUGGCCGCCGCCAAGGCAGCAGUUCCUGAGGCAGUGCUCUUGGUUCACGAUGACAGCUGCCACCUCUACAAGUAUUGCUUGAAAAGGAAGGAGGCCGGGUGGCGAAGUUGA